AUGUCUCUUCAUACCUCUUACCAUGCCGACUCGGAUGCGGACGACGAGUACGAGCGUAGCGUCAUCACAUCACCUCAUCUGGCCACCGACUCCGAGGCCUCUCCUUCCGAAUCUGAAUUUCCAUCAGCAGAACACACCCCGACUACCUUAGCAAACAUAGAAGACAACCCGCGGUCUCCCCGAACGAUCAUUACCGAAUGGACUGCUGAGGAGUGUGCCAACUUUGUUGCCGCCCUCGGUCUUCGUCAAUACUGCGGGGCAUUUAUAGAGAACGAAAUCGUUGGCGAAGCGCUCAUUGCCCUGAAACACGAUGAGUUGAAGGAAAUGGGCAUUGCGAGUGUGGGACAUCGGUUGACCAUACUGAAAAGCGUAUACGAAACCAAAGUCAAACAAGAUAUUCCCAUUGACGCAGACCACUAUAUCCCACUCUCUGCCGACCAGAGCAUGAACGAAGGCGCCACCCAAGAAGAUAUUGCUCGCUUAAUCCAGUCGAUCCGGAUACGAGAUGAGCGCAUCGUGACAAUGGAGUCAGAGAUGCGACGUAUCGCAGAGGAAUACCGUCGACUGCGCGAAGAGCUGCUCCCCGUUUUCAAAAUGGCCAAGGACAAGUCACAGCCACUACCCCCACCGACCUCCGUGCCAGUAUCCAGCUCCGAAGGAUAUCACGAUGGUCAAACGCUCACAUCUCCUUCCGGAAUAACCCUUUUGGAUCGUUCGGGAUCUAUCUUGUCCCGGACGUUCUCCAAAAGGGGCCACACUGGGGGCACGACACCGAAGACCAACUCUCCUACACAUAUUCCUCCUUCGAUCCACGAGGGCCGAAUGUAUAGUGAUGGCGGCGGGCUCGACCCAUCGACGGCAAAUUCCUCCCACAUGACUAUACUAAACGGCAAGUCGCAACUCUCUCCCGGCAUCCCAAGCCCGACAUCACCCGGAAACCAUUACGCCCCGCAGACUUUAGCCUCGCGAGCCUAUACGCAAUCAAGUUCUAACAGCAUAAACCACAUGUCCCAUAAUCACCACGAAGACACUCUUCCGCCCCAGUCCCGGUCAGACCGGUUGAAUCCCACGCCAACCCAAGCGACACGUCCCGACAUCCCCACCCGGUCAGAAUCCAGGGCAACGCAAGAGCCACCCAGUGUUGAAAUCUUCAAAUCCUUCCGCGUGUCGAUGGAUGAUCCGUGCCACAAGGUCCUUCCGGCCGCGCUUAAGAAGUAUAAUAUCAACGCUGAUUGGAAGCAAUACGCCCUGUACAUCGUGUAUGGUGAUCAAGAACGGUGCCUCGGCUUAGAGGAGAGACCACUCAUCCUCUUCAAGCAGCUCGAAAAGGAAGGCCGCAAACCGAUGUUUAUGUUGCGGAAGCAGGUUCAUCCGAUUGAGAGCGGCAUGUACUCUGGAGGAGGGUCCGCACCGAACAGCGCUGGCUUUGAGGGGCGGCAAGCCCAGAUCAACCUGCCAGGCGGAGUCCUGUGA
Aspergillus sclerotioniger CBS 115572 is the source of this 1473-nucleotide messenger RNA. Its product is annotated as adaptor protein STE50. Gene Ontology annotation, molecular function: protein binding. The record is from RefSeq and is a predicted model, not a curated record. Gene Ontology annotation, biological process: signal transduction. Lineage: Eukaryota; Fungi; Ascomycota; Eurotiomycetes; Eurotiales; Aspergillaceae. Bases 1 to 1473 code for a protein of 490 amino acids. The transcript has 3 exons.